CGCUCAACGCCCCUCGUAUACAUCAUGCCGGUGAUUGCCCAAGAUCCGUUGACCGAAUACGCCACUCGCAAGGCUAACCGUUCGGAGGUUAAACAAGUUGUGGUUACUGGUUUUGGUCCCUUUCGAAACAUCACGAUCAAUCCGUCUUUUGAGAUAGCAAGAAGGUUGCCUGCAGAGCUUGCUGCAGAGUAUAAACCACAACCUAUUCCAUUCAAUUUCUUCUUCAACCCAGACCCGAUCGAGGUCGCAUGGACUCCUGUCCUCGCUGCGGUCACCUCCCUCUACGAUCAAUUUACAGUCCUACCUUCAUCUGAUUCCACAGGUCCAUAUAACCCUGAGCAGCCCAUCUUUAUUCACAUUGGAGCGGGAUACUAUGGCAAGUAUACUCUCGAGAAGCUGGCGCAUCGUGAUGGAUACACCAAGACCGAUACGAGAAACGAACGAGCUCCUAUACAGAAACGAUAUCAAUCAUUUGCAGCUAUCGAACAGGAUCAAGGCGGACAGCAGCCAAUGCGAGAGGAUGAAAGAGGGUACCCUAUCAUAGACGAGAACUCUUCAGAGACCAUCUCAACUGGUGUAGACGUGGAAGGAGUGUUGAAGGAUUCGAUGCCGAUUGAGCCUUCCGAUGAUGCUGGUCGCUUCCUAUGUGACUUUAUCUACUACUCUUCACUGAGAGAGGCAUUGGCACGCUAUGGCCCACAGGGAGCGGGAAGAGUGCUGUUUGUGCACGUCCCACCUGAUGGGACCAUCGAGGAAGGAGUCCAAGUUCUAAAGGCGGUUAUCAAGAGUUUGGUGAAGAGGUCGGCUACAAUUUGA
Acaulospora colombiana is the source of this 816-nucleotide messenger RNA. NCBI's taxonomy places the organism in Eukaryota, Fungi, Glomeromycota, Glomeromycetes, Diversisporales, Acaulosporaceae. The record is from the annotation of a GenBank genome assembly.